Messenger RNA from Hydractinia symbiolongicarpus, 852 nucleotides. RefSeq lists its product as uncharacterized. NCBI's taxonomy places the organism in Eukaryota, Metazoa, Cnidaria, Hydrozoa, Anthoathecata, Hydractiniidae. The transcript has a single exon. The record is from RefSeq and is a predicted model, not a curated record. The coding region runs from base 1 to 852 and encodes 283 amino acids.
AUGCCAGCAACUUUUCUUGGAAUUCUGCUUGACACUGUGUCACUUACCCUUUCUCUUCCACCUGCUAAACUGGAUGCAUUGAGAGAAGUAGUGUCACAUUUUUUAACCAAGCAAAGAGCCUCUAAGAAAGAGUUGCAACGCCUUGCUGGUCGCCUAAAUUGGGCUUGUAAAGUCGUGUAUGAUGGUAGAACGUUCUUGAGACGUGUCCUGGAUCUGAUGAACACCUUGUCUUCCCCUGCCUCGAAGUGUCGCUUGACGCUCGAAUUUCACAGGGAUAUAGCUUGGUGGGAUCAGUUCUUGGGUGUGUUUAAUGGACAAUGCAAUUUCUAUGACCAAAAACCUAUUACCAGUCUGCAAACUGAUGCUUGCUCUGACGCCGUUGGUGCCUUUUUUGAAGGUGAUUGGUUCUAUUCUCAUCUAUGGGUAGACCAUUCCCCUCUUGCCUCUUUGCAUAUUAAUUUUAAGGAAGCCCUGUGUGAAGUUCUUUCUGCUAUUCGCUGGGCUCCCACUUGGAAGAACAAAACUAUUCAUGUCUUCUGCGAUAAUACUGCUGCUGUUGCUAUGCUUAAUAAAGGAACUACCCAUCACCCUGUUAUGAUGGACUAUUUACGUCAGUUUUUUUGGUUAUCGGCCACCUUCAAUUUUCGUUUAAAGGCUUUCCAUGUAGCUGGUGCUCAAAAUGUCCUUGCUGACGACAUAUCACGUCUUCAUUCAAGACAACACUUAUUAUCAUUUUUGCACUUUUUGCAGCUCAACUCACUGACUUCAGUCUGUGAUUUGGUUGCCAUCAAUCAUAUGUCUGCCUAUUCUUAUUAUUUUCUCAUUGGUAAGUAUAUCAUCUGUGGUAGCUAA